AUGUCUGUUGUAGGCUUUAAAAUAACUGAGGAGAAAAUGCCCUUAAAUCACAGCACUGAGAAGGAGAAAAACAUAAGACAUAUUGGUCACUAUUCUUCAUCGUACUCCAUGAAAAAAAAUCAAGUUGGAAUCCAUUUGCUUCUGGUGGAGCUGUGUGAGAAGUUCACUUUGUUUGAAGUCGUCUGCAAUAUGAUCCCCUUUUGCACUGUCCAGCUUGCCUAUCACAAUUACCAGCCAGCCAUUUUGAACUUGUGUUUUAUCGGAACUUCAAUAAUUACCCCCGUGUUCGUGGGGUGGUUUGCUGAUGUCUGUGUAGAAAGAAAAAAACUCGUAUAUAUGUGCUUAUUUCUACAUUUUCUGGGCAAUGCUUUGUUAUCUGUGGUUGUUUCCCCCUUGCGAAAUUUCUAUAUAGGGAGUCACCAUAUGAUCAACAACAUACCAAAAAAGAAGACCAGGCUGUUUUAUGUAGCCCUGUUGACCAUCUGCCUCGGCACAGGGGGAAUAAGAGCCAUCGUUUGCCCACUGGGUGCUUACAGCCUUCAGGAGCAUGCAUCACAGAAACAAAUGUCUUUUUUUAACUGGUUUUAUUGGAUCAGGAACCUAAGUGCAACUGUUGUCUUGCUGGGAAGAUCUUACAUUCAGCACUCAGGGGCUUGGGCCCUGGUUUCACUUAUCCCUUUUAUGUCUACACUUAUGGCUCUGAUAACUCUUCAUAUGGUGCAUUAUAACCUGAUUUACCAGCCGGAAAAAUGUUGCUCCCUCCUGACAACCUCUGGGGUGUUUGUCAAUGCACUGAAAAUGUUCUGUCUGUGACUGCUUCAUGAAGAUCUGACAAACUGGUUAGACCAUGCCAAGGAGAAAAAUGGCGGCCGCUACAGUGAGCUCCAUGUGGAAGACAAAUUUUUCUUCACCCUUUUCCCUCUCUUCAUUUUUCAGCUUCUUUAUAAAAUAUGCAUUAUGCAGGUUCCUUCAGGAUAUUACCUGCAGACCAUGAACUCCAACCUCAACUUGGAUGGAUUUCUUCUGCCAAUUGCAAUAAUGAAUGUCAUUAACACCCUACCACUAUUAAUUCUGGCUCCUUGUAUGGAAUAUCUCAGGACCUGCUUAUUUUCUGCUAACAGAGAUGGAUCAUUUCUAUUGGCAUGCAUUAUCUCUGGAAAUCUAUCUGAUGCCUUGUCUGUGAUGGUAGCUGGCUUCUUUGAAAUACACGGAAAGCACUUCCCUCCAGUGGAGCAGCCUCUUCCAGGCAAAGUUCUCACUGUUUCCUCCACACCCUGUCUCUACCUGGUUCUUCGGUACACGUUACUGGGAGUGGCUGAAACACGGGUCCACCCAGCACUUUCUAUAAUAUCGUACAGAUUUGUUCCAAGUACCGUCAGAGGAAACCUUACGAAUUUUUUUAUCCUGUUCAAUGGAUUUGUUUACUUCAUGGGGGAACUGCUGGUCGAAUUUGUAUAUCUCAUCUCAGAAGGCAAUUGGUUUCCAAACACAUUAAACAAAGGCAAUUUAGAAAGCUUCUUCUUCUUCUUGGCAUCAUUAACGUUGUUGAACACCCUGGGAUUCUGGAGUGUUUCACAAAGAUAUUGUAUUCUAAAUCAUUUUAAUGCUCAGAACAUCAAUGGGAGUAAUCUGGAAGAAACACUUCUCCUCCGUGAAAAGUCUCUGAAAUUUUAUGGCAGUACACAGGAAUUUUCUUCAAGUAUCGAUCUUUGGGAGACAGCCCUAUGAAACUGUAUUUGACUCCACCUGUCUUAUGAGCAAAAUACUCAUUGUUGUCUUCAGCUGAACACUUUAUGCAUUUCAGUUUGAGCCAGUAUGUAGAGGAGUGGCUUUCUGAGCACUAUUUGUGCACUAUAUCUACAGAGACUAAUUAUGACUCUAAUAAACUAUUAUGCCUUUGCAUUAAUAUGCUAUGCAUUAAAAUUAUAAAGCAAUUUCAGAGUCUAGGUGAUUGCAAAACCAAAUGACAGUUUCCUAAUACAGCACAAUAUUUUACAACUUUUUACA
Messenger RNA from Phyllostomus discolor (pale spear-nosed bat), 2007 nucleotides. It is a transcript of the gene SLC15A5, whose product is annotated as solute carrier family 15 member 5. The record is from RefSeq and is a predicted model, not a curated record. Gene Ontology annotation, molecular function: transmembrane transporter activity. Gene Ontology annotation, cellular component: membrane. Lineage: Eukaryota; Metazoa; Chordata; Mammalia; Chiroptera; Phyllostomidae. Gene Ontology annotation, biological process: transmembrane transport.